Molecule: messenger RNA, 3503 nt
Organism: Schistosoma guineensis
Lineage: Eukaryota; Metazoa; Platyhelminthes; Trematoda; Strigeidida; Schistosomatidae
Source: the annotation of a GenBank genome assembly
GUAGAUGAAAUAUCAGGUAGGCGUUUAAAGAGUCAUACAAAUUGCUUUGUGUAUGAGGCUAAGUAUAUUUUGAUCGGUAUUAUCAGUAAUAUUGUAUUGACUACGCGUGCAUGCAAUUUGGGAAGUAUUUUUAACCGAUGUCUGCAUACGAUCCAUUCAGUAUUCAUAAUGGAGGUACUCAUACUUUCAAUGGGACAGAAACUAUCAGUCGGAUGGUGGUGGAUGGAAAUUAUAUUGAUGGAUCUUGGGAAUUAUCUGUUCGCGUUGAAGACAUAAACACAAAUGUUUCAGUACGUGUUUCGGGUGAUCUGCCACUGGGUGGUUUGAUGCAUCUAAUUGUCGAAAAAGUGAAGUUACAACAAAGUUGGUCAGAUCAUGCAAUAUGGUGGGUCGAUAGAAAUGUAUGGCUUUUGCAGAGCCGGACAACAUUGGAUCAAUAUGGAAUUCAGUCGGAUGCUAGAUUGGUGUUUCAUCGUAUGCAUAACGAUGUUCAAAUAGUUUUACCCUCUUUAACUCCUCUAGUACUUCGUGUCAAUUAUGCCGCCCGGUUGUUUACUGUGGUUCGGGAUAUAUGUAAAGAACUAAACAUACGACAUUCGGAGGAAUUAUCUUUAACACUUCCUAUCACUAAAAAUAUGCUUAAAACAAAUUGCCCAUUACCGACUAUUCGUCCAGGCUUGCGACGUCCUGGUUUGCCCAAUCCAAGAAAUGAUCAAUCUUCUGUUAAAUCGAAGUUCCCUUCACCUGCGUCUUCAAUUUAUCCUACAGUUGAUGGACAAAAAAUUAAUCCGUAUAACACAUUGAAUUCAAAUGCUGGUACAAUAAUGCGAUUUAAAUCUGAUAACUCGUUAGAUCAAGAAAGACUUGAUUUCGCUCGCUAUGCUGACUGUUCAUUGAGACGUUCUGCAAAAGCAGUGUUUGCCGAUAGCUGGUUAAUGAAACCCAAGAAUUUAGUUCAAAAAGCACGGCUGAACAGUGGAUGGUUAGACUCAUCUCGGUCACUUCUAGAACAAGGGAUUAAACCAUCAUCUUUGGAACCCGAUAGUCAUAGUCCAUCUAGCCCUCCAACUUUAUAUCUGUGCUUCAAAUAUUUCACUUUCUACGAUGUGAUUUUGAAAUAUGACGCUGUUCGUAUUCAUCAGCUUUAUGAACAAGCUCGGUGGUCUCUUCUGUCUGGCCAGUUUGAUUGUACAGAGGAUGAGAUGGUUGUUUUUGCCGCCUAUCAGCUGCAAGCCGAGUUACAGUCUGCUGCUGUCAAUCAGCACUUAUGUAUCACAAACUUCCCAGAUAUGAAUAAUACAAAUCCUUAUUCAACUUUAGGUGCUUGUACAACUGUGAGUUCUAAUUAUGUAAAUCGUAGUCCAGUUCAUGCUACUUCGAGUCCCGACUUGGCAAAAAAGCACUAUCCGCUUUAUAAUAGUGGUGGGUCAGUUUCACAGUUACCUCGGAAUUUAUCUCCAAUCAGUUCAGCUUUGGUGGAUGAAAUACCGAGUAAUGUACAUAACGUAGGUGGUGUAGACGAAGUAGAUGAACUCCUGUCAGAACUGGAACAAUCGUGUGGAGUUGCCGACGAGUCUGAACCAGUAUCACGUACUCUACAAAAUGCGAUUCGACCAACUGGCCAUGAUAUGACGGAUACUUCUGAAGUACCUAGUCUUGAAGGUUCGAUUAAAGUAUUCCGAGAUCGCUCUCGCCUCCUAAAACGUUACAAAGCGUACUGGGCUGUUAUUGUAGAAGCUCGUCUGUAUUUAUUCAAAAAUAAAACACAAACAAAAGAAUGCUUAGCUGAGUAUUCACUUCGCGAUUGUACAGUCAGUUUUGAUGUGAGUGUUGCACAUCAAAAAUACAUAAUCAAACUAUCAGUUCCUUCUAUAUUGGAUCAAAAGACAAGUAAUGGUUCUCCUCUCACUCCUUCGGGUAACUCCUCUACACCUAGGGAAUUAUGCUCUACGCGAGAAGAAAUAUGGUUGAAGUUUGAUUCAGGUGAACAAUAUGCUUGUUGGUUAGCUGCAUGUCGUCUUGGUUCUAGGGGGAAAACAUUGGCAAGUAAGGUAGCCUACAGUAAAGAAGUUGAAGCUACGUUAGAAUUACUCAAACUUCAGAUGCCUGGACCAUCUCCAGCUAUGUCACUUUCAGAAUCUACAGCCUAUUUGGGUGAUUUGACAGAUUUCUGUAAUGAACGUAUUAUUCGAAAGGCACGUUCUAAAGAUACUCUAAGACAACGUAUCACUGAAGCUCAUGUAAACAUUCGUGAUCUUGGUUUAUUAGAAGCUAAAUAUAAAUAUAUUCAAACCUGGCAACGACUGACUGAAUUCGGUCGAAGUUACUUUAUUGUACAGUUUGAACGUGGGUUACUAGGAUUGCCAAAUACAAAUAGUGGAGGGUUAUUCAGUACUCCAAUGGAUGACAUUAUAGCCAUCUGUCAGGGUCGUAUUGAGGUUGUUUCUCCACAAACAGGCGAAGUUUUAUUAACUUGGAAUUUUUCUGAUCUACGUUCAUGGAAUGUUAAUUGGGAUGCUGAAAAAGUCAUUUUAGAAUUUCGCAAUUCACAGGUAACAUUUCGACCAUUGUCGACCAACUGUAAGACAAUCGUAGAAUUUAUUGGUGGGUACGUAUUUCUUAGUCAGCGCAAUUUAGAAAAAAGUCAAGAAGUUAAUGAACGUCUAUUUCAUCGCUUGACUGGUGCAAAUGAUUGAGUUCCUGAUUUUUUGUUAAUAUCUAGAAAUAACAUUUGCUGUUGCUUAAUUUCAAGUUUGUCACUUUCACACUCACUUUAUUGUCGCCUCCAACAAAGGGAAAUCCGAAAAUAUUUUGGUGACUUUUACAUUCUCAGUACUAUCAGUUCAUUUGAUUAGACAAGCGCAGGAUUGGAUUUAUAUUCUAUUUCAAAGACUGCUAUUUUCUACAUAAAUUCUCAAGCGAUACCUAUGCAUGUAUAUGGAUGAAUUAAUCUAUCGUUUAGCAGCCGCCAUUUUUAAAUUGCUUUCUUUUGCAAGCAUUUCUCCAUUUGGCUAUAUGUUGGUCUGUUCGAUACAAGUAGUGAAGCAACGUCACUAACACUAUCCUACUAAAUAGAAAAAUCGUAAAUCAUGAAAGUGUUCAGGCUGUAUGCACUUCACAACCAUUUAUAUCAAGAUGAUUUGCUGGUAUUUCAUUCUCUUCAAGUUCAUAACAUAAAUAUAUAUGAUUUGAGUUUUCAAUGUCAUUAGUUGAUUAUAACUAGUGAUUAUUUUAACAAUAUACUAUUGCCUUUCGUAUUAUUGUCAUCAAACGGCAAUCAGCAGCUUAUUGACUGUAUCUCUUGAUUAGGUGAUAUAACACCUAACACUCCAUAACCUUCCUUUUUGUCAUUCUCUAAAGUUAAUAUUCCUCAGCAUAUUCCAAAUUCACUUUAGAUAUUUUAAUAACGGUCAACGUUUGUUAUUAAAUUUUUGUUUCUAUUCAAUAAAAUAAUAUUUAAAUUUGUCGGUAAGAGAGCAUAUGAUAAACUUCUUUAAAGUUUC